This is a messenger RNA of Drosophila serrata, 1521 nucleotides long. RefSeq lists its product as uncharacterized. The record is from RefSeq and is a predicted model, not a curated record. Gene Ontology annotation, molecular function: protein binding. NCBI's taxonomy places the organism in Eukaryota, Metazoa, Arthropoda, Insecta, Diptera, Drosophilidae.
CAUGGCAAGUUUAGAAAUGACAAGGCGGGGAGUGACCUUUGCCCCGCUGCUGCUACUGCUGCUGCUGCAGUUGACCGGACUUGGUCGUACGGAGAAUAUCGACGCUGUGGAGGAGACAGAUCGCUUUUGUUACCCGGAAUCCGCUCGGAACUCGCGUCGCUCCUGCGAGUGCAGCAAUGUAAGUGCCUCGCCCUGGGGCAUGCGUGCCCUGCGCAUCGAUUGCAGCUACAAGGAUUACCGGGUGGCCGAGCUCAGCCAGCUGCUGCCCCUCUACAUUGACACACUGGAUCUGUCCUGGAAUGCCCUCGAUUCUGCACCGAUCUUCACCAGCGACAGCCUGCACCAACUAAACCUAAUGCACAACAACAUCUCUCGCUUGGUGGCCGGCAACUUCAAGCAGCUCACCAGUUUGAGGGAGCUUUAUCUGGGCUGGAACAGCAUUGGCCAGCUGGAGGCAACCACCUUUGAGGGUCUUCCCCAUCUACAAGUGCUCGACCUGGCCCACAACAACCUACACUCGCUGCCGGCCAAGCUAUUUGCUCCUAUGCUGGUGCUUGGCACCCUGGACCUAUCCUGGAACCGACGCUUCAACGAAACGAACCUGGAUCUAUACUCCGGAUUGGGAAUUAAUUGGAAACUGAAUGCACUGCGACUGGAUGCCUGCAGCCUGACCGAACUUCAUCUGCCCGAGGAUGUGCCCCUGAAAGAGCUCUCCCUGCGCCGUAACCUGCUGCAGCGUAUGCCCAGGCGGCUUCCACAGACGCUGGUGCGCCUGGACAUUAGUGACAACCUGCUGGAGCAUCUCCUACACGAAGAUACUUCCAACCUUACCCAGAUUCGCCAGCUCUAUGUGGAGGAUAUGUCGCUGAUGCAGAGCAUUGUGGCUAACUCCCUGACACCCCUGGAGCUGCUCGAGACGCUGAGCUUCCAGAAUAGCCGCCGGUUGACCCAUUUCGAUGCUGAGGCCUUUGGUCACAUCCCCAGGACAGCUGUUGGGAAGAAAUGGGCACUGCGGUCACUGAGCUUUCGUGGCACUAUGCUGCGCUCCUUUAAUUCCUCGCUGGCGCCGCUUUUUAGUCAACUUACCGAACUGGAUCUCAACGGUUUGCCGCUGCAGUGUGACUGCGAGUUGCUCUGGCUGAAGCAGCUCCCGGUGCAGACCAACGGGCGUUGCUACAAGCCCGCUCGCAUCCGCGGCAUGCUGGUGACUUCCGCCCGCGCCGAUGCCUUCAGCUGUGACUCCUGGCCACGCUGGGCCUACGGCUUGGUGGUGCUUACACUGAUUGCCCUUAGUGCCGCCGGCAUUUACCUGAUCGUGAUGGGAUUGCGUCCGCACCGAGGCGUCACCAUGCGCCGGAAGGUGGGCGUCGGCAGUCCCUAUGCCCGUGUCACCAUCGAACCCAAUCGCCAGGAGAAUCCGCAUUAGGAUUAGCAUUGGGCGGGCCCUUGAUAAUCUGCUAAAACUACCUCCUAAGUUGUUGUAUGUAUGUAUGUGAACAAUAAAAGAGUCCUUAUUUAAGU